Messenger RNA from Camelina sativa (false flax), 1275 nucleotides. Lineage: Eukaryota; Viridiplantae; Streptophyta; Magnoliopsida; Brassicales; Brassicaceae. The record is from RefSeq and is a predicted model, not a curated record.
CUUCUUCUUCAUCAUCAUCAUCCUCUCUCUCUUUCUCUGUCCUCUCUCUCUCUCAAACCUGUAAUCAUGGCAGCUCCUUUGAUCAUCAAGAACCAUACAGAUCACCGACAAGAUCCAAAUCCUAACCCGAAUCAUCUCUCCUCUUUGAUUCAAGAAGCCAAAUCAAUCGCCAAAAUAUCUCUCCCAAUGAUCUUAACUGGUUUACUUCUCUACUCUCGUUCAAUGAUCUCAAUGCUCUUCCUCGGCCGUCUCAACGAUCUCUCUGCUCUCUCGGGCGGCUCGCUCGCACUCGGCUUUGCCAACAUCACGGGCUACUCUCUACUCUCCGGUCUUUCUAUUGGCAUGGAACCCAUCUGUGUUCAAGCCUUUGGCGCCAAAAGAUUCAAACUUUUAGGCCUUGCUUUGCAAAGAACCACACUUUUGCUUCUCCUCUGUUCUCUUCCCAUCUCUCUCCUCUGGCUCAACAUCAAAAAGAUCCUUUUGUUCUUCGGACAAGACGAAGAAAUCUCGGACCAAGCUGAGAUCUUUAUCCUCUUCUCUCUCCCUGAUCUGAUUCUCCAAUCUUUUUUACACCCUAUCCGUAUCUACCUCCGAUCUCAAUCGAUCACUCUUCCUCUUACUUACUCUGCUUUCUUCGCCGUAUUGCUCCACAUUCCAAUCAACUACCUUCUCGUUUCUUCCCUUGGUCUCGGACUUAAAGGAGUCGCUUUGGGAGCAAUCUGGACUAAUGUCAAUCUCCUAGGGUUUCUGAUCAUCUAUAUUGUGGUUUCUGGUGUUUACGACAAGACUUGGGGAGGGUUUUCGAUGGAUUGUUUUAAAGGAUGGAGAUCUCUAAUGAAUUUAGCAAUCCCUAGCUGUGUCUCGGUUUGUCUAGAAUGGUGGUGGUACGAAAUCAUGAUUCUUCUAUGUGGACUGUUACUUAACCCGCAAGCAACUGUGGCAUCUAUGGGAAUCUUGAUCCAAACCACAGCUUUGAUCUACAUUUUCCCUUCUUCUCUUAGUGUUAGCGUUUCGACACGUGUUGGGAACGAACUAGGUGCGAACACGACCCCGUUUUUGUUGGAUUCUUUGGAUAUAGAAGAAAGUGGGAAUUAUAGGCAUUUGAAUGUGUUUUAAAAACCUUGUCUCUCUCCAUAUUUUGAUUUAUUGGCAUCUAACGAGAUUCGUUUCAUUGUACACUAAACUCUUCUAAUUGAUUAUUUUAGGAUGAAACAUUUGAUUUGUGAGAUAUAUUUGAUUUCAAGUAAUGAAUGUUACAAAGGUUGUUUGAUUUGA